This is a messenger RNA of Macaca mulatta (Rhesus monkey), 2821 nucleotides long. It is a transcript of the gene ZNF550, whose product is annotated as zinc finger protein 550. Gene Ontology annotation, cellular component: nucleoplasm. Gene Ontology annotation, biological process: regulation of immune system process; regulation of cytokine production; negative regulation of transcription by RNA polymerase II. NCBI's taxonomy places the organism in Eukaryota, Metazoa, Chordata, Mammalia, Primates, Cercopithecidae. The record is from RefSeq and is a predicted model, not a curated record. Gene Ontology annotation, molecular function: DNA-binding transcription repressor activity, RNA polymerase II-specific; RNA polymerase II cis-regulatory region sequence-specific DNA binding.
CGGGACUUCUGGCCUCGCUGGCGUGGACGUUUGCGGGGUGGCGCGUUGGUCCUCACUCUCGGAACUGUGCUGGGAAGGAUGGUGGGGAGACUGGGGCUCACCCGCACCGUUGUAGGACCCUGGGUAGGGUGUUGAGUCCGUGGGAGCUGCCCCACGCGGCCUCGUCCUGCCAACGGUCGGAUGGCAGAGGCGAAGGACGCAGCGCAGAUGUUGGUGACCUUCAAGGAUGUGGCUGUGACCUUUACGCAGGAGGAGUGGAGACAGCUGGACCUGACCCAGAGGACCCUGUACCGAGAGGUGAUGCUGGAGACCUGUGGGCUCCUGGUUUCACUAGGGCAUCGGGUUCCCAAACCAGAGUUGGUCCACCUGCUAGAGCAUGGGCAGGAGCUGUGGACAGUGAAGAGAGGCCUCUCACACCCCACCUGUGCAGGUGACAGAACGCAAGUUCAUACCAGAGAGCCAACCACUUACCCGCCAGUCUUAUCUGAGUGGGCCUUUCUCCGGGGAAGCCUGACUGUGGCAUCUUCAACCUCAAGUGACUCGAGGUUGGGGAGAUCUAGGGAUAAGGAAGGGCUUUUGGGAAUGACACCAGAGACAGGCCUCCACAAGGAGACCCAUCCUGGGAAAGCGAGCCUUGAAGGUGAAGGUUUGGGGACAGAUGAUGGUCUGCACUCCAGGGCAUUACAAGAAUGGUUAUCAGCAGAUGUUCUCCAUGAAUGUGACUCACAGCAACCAGGGAAAGACGCCUUGAUUCAUGCAGGGACAAAUGCCUACAAAUGCAAGCAGUGUGGGAAAGGUUUUAACAGGAAGUGGUAUCUUGUUCGACAUCAGAGGGUUCACACUGGAAUGAAACCCUAUGAAUGCAACGCGUGUGGGAAAGCCUUUAGCCAGAGCUCAACUCUCAUUCGGCACUACCUCAUCCACACUGGGGAGAAACCAUACAAGUGCCUUGAGUGUGGAAAGGCCUUCAAACGCAGGUCAUACCUCAUGCAGCACCAUCCAAUCCACACUGGAGAGAAACCCUAUGAGUGCAGUCAAUGUCGAAAGGCCUUCACCCACCGGUCUACUUUCAUUCGCCAUAACAGGACCCACACCGGAGAAAAACCCUUUGAGUGCAAAGAAUGUAAGAAAGCCUUUAGCAAUAGGGCCCACCUAAUUCAACACUACAUCAUCCACACUGGAGAGAAACCCUAUGAUUGCAUGGCGUGUGGCAAGGCCUUCAGAUGCAGCUCAGAACUCAUACAGCACCAGCGGAUUCACACUGGGGAGAAGCCCUAUGAAUGCACCCAGUGUGGGAAGGCCUUUCACCGGAGCACAUACCUCAUUCAGCACUCUGUCAUCCACACUGGGGAGAUGCCCUACAAGUGUAUCGAGUGUGGAAAGGCCUUCAAACGCAGGUCACACCUUCUGCAGCACCAAAGAGUCCAUACAUGAGAGAACCCUAUUGUUGCAAUGAAUAUAGCAAAGCCUUCACCCACUGUCCUUAUUUUAUCAUUCAUAAUGGGACCCACACUGGAGGAAGAAGCCCUUCGAGUGCAAAGAAUGUCAGGAAACUUCAUUUUCUUCCUCAGCUCUUUAACUAACACACGAGCAGUCACUUUGGAGAGAAACCCUGUGAAUACAGUGAAUGUAAGGAUCCCUUCAGUCACCACUCAGUUCUCACUGCAGAAGGAUUCAUGCCAGAGGGAAAUGUGGAAGGCACUCCAUCAACAUCAGAGGACUCAGGCUGGAGAAACAUUCCAAAUAUAACUCUUAAGGACAGUCUUUGGCCAGAGGAAAAAUCUUACUAUCCGAGCGUCAUAAUGAAAAGUUACUACAUAAUUGUCAUUGAUGUGAGAAAACUUUCUGUGACCAGUUUUUCACUUACUUGUCCUAUAAAGAGCCAUGCUGGAAUUUGACCCACCUCGGGAUUUUCUCUAUGAACUUAUGAAAACCUUCGGUCACAGGUAUCUUCUUGCUUUAUGUCCUUACAGACUUCCCUGUAAGAUCAGUUUUAUUUUUUGGUAGGGGAAUGUUUGAGAGGUAAAGGGGUUUUAUUCCCCCCCCCCCUUUUUUUUUUUUAACAUACAUUCACUGCCAUCCUUUGUCAGAGUUGGACAGUGAGGGCAGCUCUUCAAACAUUUCUUGGAAGCUGCCUUUGAUCCAGACCUCUCUGGGAGGAUAUCUAUGAGGAGAGUAAUUCUUUGUGAGAAAUAUGAAGGCUUAUGUCAUGAGAUUCUUGAAUUUACAAGAAAUUAGAAUACUGAGAAUGUCUUCAUGUGACACUUCUAUUUUAUAUCUAGGGUGAGAAGAACCCAUGUACAGAUGGCCACAUUAAAAUGUGCACCACUUAAGACUGUUUAAGGCUUUGAUUUUUUAAAAUAAACAUUAUUUUUUAAGAGAUAGGGACUUGCUCUGUCACCUAGGCUAGAGUGCAGUGGAAUGAUCAUAGCUCCCUGUAACCUCGAACUCCUGGGCUCAAAUGGUCCUCUUGCCUCAAGUUUCUGAGUAGCUUGGGAUACAGGCAUGCAUCACUAUGCCUGGCUAAUUUUUGUAAUUUUAGUAGAGACAGGGUUUUACCAUGUUGGCUGGGCUGGUCUGGAAUUCCUGGCCUCAAGUGAUCCACCUGCCUUGGCCUCUCAAAGUGCUGGGAUUACAAGUGUGAGUCACUGCAACCGGCCUUAAAUUAUUUUGUAUAGAUGGGCUCUUGCUGUGUUCCCCAGAUUUGUCUCAAACUGCUAGACUCAAGUGAUCAUACUGCCUCAGCCUCCUGAAGUGUUGGGAUUAUAGGUGUGAGCCACCACACCUAGCCUAAUAAAGUUUCAGAUGCUCAGCACUCUCA